This is a messenger RNA of Huiozyma naganishii CBS 8797, 1359 nucleotides long. RefSeq names its product Yap1802p. Gene Ontology annotation, molecular function: SNARE binding; 1-phosphatidylinositol binding; clathrin heavy chain binding. Gene Ontology annotation, biological process: clathrin-dependent endocytosis; clathrin coat assembly; vesicle budding from membrane. The record is from RefSeq and is a predicted model, not a curated record. The transcript has a single exon. The coding region runs from base 1 to 1359 and encodes 452 amino acids. Gene Ontology annotation, cellular component: clathrin-coated vesicle; clathrin-coated pit. NCBI's taxonomy places the organism in Eukaryota, Fungi, Ascomycota, Saccharomycetes, Saccharomycetales, Saccharomycetaceae.
AUGCUGACCCAUGUCGGGAACUCAUACACCAAGAUGGUGAAGGGCGCCACGAAGAUCAAAAUGGCCCCGCCAAAGGCUAAAUACGUGGACCCUAUCUUACAAGGUAUGUCUGACCAGCGAAAUUUCAACGAGAUAGUAGAUGCACUGCAGGAUCGAAUGCAGCUAAACAUCUGGUCCGUCGUUUACAAAUCACUCAUCGUCAUACACUUAAUGGUCUCGACGCAUCCCUACACUCUGGAAUGGUUUGCUGACCAUGCACAGUCCGUGUUCCACAUGCACAAGAUCGUCAACUCCAAUAAAUGGUCCGCAAACGACCUCAGGGCAUUGCAACGGUACAACGACUACUUGAGGGCGAAAUGUAUCGCGUAUGGCGAAACCCGUCGCGGGAGUAAGUCCGGUAACAGAACACAGGCGAAACUGCGCGAGGUCGAGUCCCUUCUGGAUCAGAUCAGAGCGCUUCUCAAGAACAGGUACUCCCCACAGGAUCUGGAUAACGAGUUGCUGCUGUAUGCGUUCAAGUUGCUCACAAAGGAUCUGCUCGAGUUGUACAACAAGCUGAACGCGGAUGUGAUCGUGCUUCUUGAGUCCUUCUUCGAUCUUUCCCUCGACGACGCGGAGAGGACACUGGACAAUUACAAAGUGUUUGUGGACGUCACGGAGUACGUCGUUAAGUUUUUGAAAGUCGGGAAGGCUGUGGGACUGGACAUCCCCGUGAUCAAACACAUCACUACAAAGCUGAUCAGAUCGUUGGAACAACACUUGGACUCGCUAGCCGCAAGAGACAGUGAUACUACACCACAGAGACAGUCUGUGCCCACUGCGAAGAGCAGGGGGGACACCGAGGACGACGUGGCUCACAGGGAAAGAGAGGCACAAGCGAGGGAACAGUUGGCGCAGAUCAGAGAGCAGAAGAGACAAUUGGAGCAACAGUUACAACAGCAACAGUCAGUGAUGAUCACACCGACCGUGCCGCAGUACACGGGGACGAACCCCUUCUCGCCGUCCCCCGUGAUCGCCGCGCAACAAGAAUCCUUCUCCUUUGAGCCCCCCGUGAAUACAGGCCCCAUCCUGCAACAGAACACCAACAACCCGUUCUUGGCAAUGCCGACGACAGGUACAGGUCUGUCACAACCGCCAUACCAGAGAACAGGGUCCUCGUACGUGAACAACCCGUUCACCCUCAGCAACAUAAUCGAGGAACCCACCCAGGAACAGCAGGCACCGGUGCAAGUCACAGGAUACUACAUCCCGACGAACCAACCACCACAGCAACACCAAGCGCAGUACACGAACCCGUUCCAGCAGCCAUCGCAACCACCCACCGCUGGUAACACGGGCUCGAACCUCGUGGACAUGUGA